Messenger RNA from Xenopus laevis (African clawed frog), 1685 nucleotides. RefSeq lists its product as uncharacterized. Bases 879 to 1256 code for a protein of 125 amino acids. The record is from RefSeq and is a predicted model, not a curated record. NCBI's taxonomy places the organism in Eukaryota, Metazoa, Chordata, Amphibia, Anura, Pipidae. The transcript has 3 exons.
GAGGCUGCAAGUUCAUGGGGCCCAUCUGUUGGUGAUUAGACGGAGACCUUUCUGUCUUGCCUGUGUCUCUCAUUACCCCUAACCUCGAUUUUCCAUCUUCCUUUCUUUCACGUCAGUUCUGUCCCCUGUAGGAUUAUAAUCUCUCCAUAAAUCCUAACCAGCUUCUUGUCCUUGUCCUGCACAAAACUGUCUGUGUAGUCAAUACAAUUUGUUGCUGGGGGGCAUUGGAACAAAAUCCCACCAAAGUUAUACAAUAUUUAUUUAUAGAUAGAAUAUGUAAUUCAAUUAAACUGCCAUCAAACUGGGCUAUGUACAGAUUUAUCACAAGGGAAAAAUACUCUCUCGUAUAUUCUCUCAUAUAUUGCUAAAACUUAACUACACACAAGGUUAACUUUUUUUCGUCUUAAAAACUCUACUUGGUUCUUCAUUGCACUUUCUCUCUCUCUCCACUUAUCUUUGUAUCACUCCCUGACACUGUUUGUCCUUCAUCAGCAGUUUGCACACUUCCCUCUUUCUCUCCACCUCCUAGCCCUAUAUGUCUCUCUCCUCCUCUAAACAGCAGUCAACUAACUCUUUGUCUCUUCUCUCUCGUGCUCUUCCCUCCCUGUCUCUGCCAGAUCAAAUCUCUCCCCUAGUCUGCUGUUCCAGUUUUGUGUGUUAAAUCCCAUGUGGAUCUAUUUCCACUCUCUUCAUAUAAUAUAAAGUCCAUUUUGCCCUGGGACUUGUCAUUUCUUCCUAUUGCUUUACUCUCUUGUUUCCUUCUGAACUAAAUCAGUGACCUGAAGAUAAUCAGCUUGUAUGAAAACCAAGGAGACUCCUUGCAUCAUAGACCCCUGUUAAGGACAUUUCUCAUCCAGAAUAAUCUGAAAGUAUUAACAAUGAAAGGCUGUGGCUGCCUCCGCCCGGAGACUGACUCAGAGUAUGAUGAGCCCAGCGAAAGCUCUAUAGAGGAAAUCCGAAGAAAACCAGAAAACAGCCAAGUGGAUGGAGAAAUGGUUCUGGCCACAGCAGCUGUUGGAGGAGCUAUUCGAGCACAAAGGAACCAACAGGAGAGAGAGAUAAAUAAAAGGAGGGAACUUGAGAGGAGAACAAAGAGCAACAGGCAAAGAGAGAGAGAACGCAAUGCAGAGCGGGAAAAAGAAAGGCGACUGCAAAAAGAAAGACAGAGGAAUGUUGAAAAGCAAAGACAGAGGCAGGCUGACAAACACAAACAAAAGCGGGCAGAGAAACAGAGGCAAAAAAGGAGAAACAAAUAAACUGUAAAAUCUAUCCAUACGUACAAAUAUAUCAAUGCCUAUUAAUGUAUAGUAUAAUAGUAAACCUAUAAAACUGAAUGAAAUAUAAAUGAGAGAAAAUGUUAAUAUUGCAAGGGGAAAAGAUUGUUGAUAUUUUUAUAAUCAUUAAAGAGCUUCAGUGGCUGUUGAUAACUGAGUAACACAAGAAGAUGACGGGGCAACUCAUAGAGAGGCCUUACCCCCAACAUCACCAGCAUGUACAGACUGGGGACAGUGAGAUCAGGACAGGGAGGAAGGGAAUGGGUGGACAGAUGUAAAAGUCCUACAUUUAAACACUUUUCAGCUUUAAUUUUAAAUUUAGUCACAUACAAUUAUAUGAUCUUGUAUAUGAUAGCCAGUGCCAGUACUAUACCUUACGUAUAGUGCCAAAGAUCCAGAUUAUCACCUGUA